Messenger RNA from Solanum stenotomum, 890 nucleotides. RefSeq lists its product as uncharacterized. NCBI's taxonomy places the organism in Eukaryota, Viridiplantae, Streptophyta, Magnoliopsida, Solanales, Solanaceae. The record is from RefSeq and is a predicted model, not a curated record. The transcript has 4 exons. Bases 141 to 611 code for a protein of 156 amino acids.
CCAAAACAAAAACUUUCACUACACAAAAGCAAACCUUUUUAAGGUCCUUCAAAAAUACUCUCACAUUCCUUUGCAUAUCCAGUAGGAUACAAAACAACAAAUCCUUUUCCCCAAAAAAAGAAUUAAAAAUCCUUAGAACAAUGGAGGAGAACAGAUAUUACUUGAAGCGUAGUCAAGUUCCAGCAUUUGGUAGCUGGGAUUGUAAUGAUAAUGAUUUUCCAAUUCCAUUUACAGAGUGUUUUGAAUCAGCUAGACAAGCUGGUUUAAUUCACUAUACUUACUCACAAGAUUCAGAUUUGUAUGUAACUGGAGAUCUUUACCAGAAUCAUGUUGUUACUCCCACAAUGAUCGUCGUUCCUCGUCGUAAGAAAAAAGGAAGUUACAAAGAAGGAAGAAAAGAGGGAUGGGUGAUGUGUGAUAAUUGUGAGAAAGAGUCACCAAGGCAUGUUAGUGUUCCUCUAUCUCCAGUUCCAACAGCUAGACAUGUUCACAGAAAGCCUGUUGAUGAAGAUCUUUACAAGAUUUCUCCUGACUUGCUCUACCCUAGGUCUAAAAUGAAAGGCAUCCGAGGAUUCAUAUCAAGCUGCUUGAUGCCAAGUUGUGGUUGUUGAAUUUAAAGAAAAAUGCAUAUAAGAGAAGAUGUGUGUUAGUAUAUACUAUUUACUACAGAGAUGUUUGAAGUGUUUUUUGGGGUUUAAAUCAGUAAAAAUGGCCAAAAGAGAAAGAAGAAGAAAGAUAUGGAAAAUAUUGGUCAUCUCAAGAAAAGAUAAAUAUAUCAUUAUUGUUAUAUGGUACAAUAGAGGAGACUUCCCUUUAACUUCUGUUGCAAACAGUAUGUUUCUUCUUGAAAGUAAUUUGAUGUCCUAGUACUAGUAGUACAAUAUAUACUA